Molecule: messenger RNA, 1112 nt
Organism: Arabidopsis thaliana (thale cress)
Lineage: Eukaryota; Viridiplantae; Streptophyta; Magnoliopsida; Brassicales; Brassicaceae
Gene: TT5
Product: Chalcone-flavanone isomerase family protein
Exons: 4
Coding region: 183-923 (246 amino acids)
Biological process (GO): flavonoid biosynthetic process
Molecular function (GO): intramolecular lyase activity; chalcone isomerase activity
Source: RefSeq, marked reviewed
CCCAAUCAAAAUAUAAAAAAAGAGACGAAAACGAAAGUACACGUGCUUACACAUCCAACACUCGUAAUCGUAACUAUUGCUACCUACCCUUCUCUCUUCUACUUAACCCCAAAGGCCCCAAAAACACAAUCAAGAAAAGCUCUGUAACAUUAUUAUCAAUCGAAAUUCCAACCGACUCAACAAUGUCUUCAUCCAACGCCUGCGCCUCUCCGUCACCGUUCCCCGCCGUCACGAAGCUUCAUGUAGACUCCGUCACGUUUGUACCGUCCGUCAAGUCACCGGCCUCCUCCAAUCCAUUAUUCCUCGGCGGCGCCGGUGUCCGAGGCCUUGAUAUCCAAGGUAAAUUCGUGAUCUUCACCGUCAUUGGAGUAUACCUAGAGGGUAACGCCGUUCCUUCUCUAUCUGUCAAGUGGAAGGGAAAAACUACGGAGGAGCUAACAGAAUCUAUCCCGUUCUUCCGUGAAAUAGUCACCGGUGCGUUUGAGAAGUUUAUCAAGGUGACAAUGAAACUGCCGUUAACGGGACAACAAUAUUCGGAGAAAGUGACGGAGAAUUGUGUGGCUAUAUGGAAACAAUUAGGGCUUUAUACGGACUGUGAAGCUAAAGCUGUGGAGAAGUUCUUGGAGAUCUUCAAGGAAGAAACAUUCCCUCCCGGUUCAUCGAUCCUCUUCGCUCUCUCCCCUACCGGCUCUCUUACGGUUGCGUUUUCGAAAGAUGAUAGUAUCCCUGAAACCGGGAUCGCUGUGAUCGAGAACAAAUUGUUGGCGGAGGCGGUUCUGGAAUCUAUCAUCGGGAAGAACGGUGUGUCACCUGGCACUAGGUUAAGUGUUGCAGAAAGAUUAUCUCAGCUAAUGAUGAAGAACAAGGACGAAAAGGAAGUUAGUGAUCACUCUGUUGAGGAAAAACUAGCCAAAGAGAACUGAGAAUGAUAGAUUUUUCUUGUGUUUUUGUCAUUUUCUAUUUCUUAUGUUUUCUAUAUCUAAUUUCUUAUGCGGUACUCAAGUGGAGAAUAAAGAACAUGCAUUUACAUUAUAAUAAAGUUUAGGAAUUUCGGUGUUUUUCUUUGAAAUGCUAUUCUAACUUGAUUUGAUGAUAUAUAUGUCAAAGAUGAU